Molecule: messenger RNA, 776 nt
Organism: Suillus plorans
Lineage: Eukaryota; Fungi; Basidiomycota; Agaricomycetes; Boletales; Suillaceae
Exons: 3
Coding region: 283-681 (132 amino acids)
Source: RefSeq, a predicted model, not a curated record
CUCACUUGUUCAGGGCAUGGUUGCAAGCGGCGCGGUUUGCAUAUAGAACAGCAUUCUUAUCAUCCAAAGCGAUGGCUUCUGUGUAUUUGAUGAUCGCCCCGAUGUAGUCUUGCUUCUUGAAUAACUCGUUGCCUUCGUCCUUGAGCUGUGCGGCUGUUGGUUCGGGCAUGUUCGAAAAUCAGGAAGGAAGCUUCGAGCACUAGUUGAUGUGUGGCGUUGCUGCCGUUGAUGUGGAUGAGAUGAUUGUUCCGAAGACGCUAAGGCGAAGAGAGACCUUUGGGAAUGUGGUGGUGGAAGCUGACGUUAACUGGGGUUUGUGCAGACUUUGAGGCGGGGGCAAUUGGUCUACACGAGGCCAGACCAUCGAUUGCGGGCAAGUGGCGUACUCGCGAUACAAGUUAUGCGUCGACUAACCAUGAUGCACGAUGUUCUAGCGCUCGUUCAGACUGUAAUAUAUGGUCAAGAUAUCUCAAAUUGGACUGUGAAUUAAUCUGUAUCAAAGGAGAGAACGGGUUGUGCUUAUUACUAACCCAAGGAAUUAACGUGACCGACGAAUGUAGUGAGCGGGGAUAUCAGAUCGCAAAAGUGAUUCGAUCGAUAACGGGUGUAAAAGUACAUGCAAAAAGUAUGCAACGAGGUUUUCAUAUUGGGUGGAUGAAUAGGCGCUAUGUAUGCCUUUAAAAGCCUUGAGAAUGAAUGUGGACGGCGACGUGUGUGAGUGUCCGAAAAGGAAGUGCGAAGGAUUAUGCGUGACCCGUAAAAGAAUGGAGGGCGUC